Molecule: messenger RNA, 2757 nt
Organism: Striga hermonthica
Lineage: Eukaryota; Viridiplantae; Streptophyta; Magnoliopsida; Lamiales; Orobanchaceae
Source: the annotation of a GenBank genome assembly
AUGUCGGCCAUCCUGAAGACGCCGGCGACGUUUGCCGUCACCCCACAUAAACUCUCGAUAUGUGUUUUGGUUCAAGUGUACGCGCCGCCUUCUCAAACCUUGAUCCCAUUCCCAUUCUCGUCCGUCUCACAGCACAACCGUCUCGGCAUAUUCAUCAUAUCACUCACAAAGGCAUGUGAUGGGAUUUCGGAGCCGACGCUAGACGAGUUGAUUGCUCAGCUGAGGGAGGUUGGUGGCUUGCUUAAUCACUGGUUGAGUGAUCAUCUGACACGGAGGUUGUCGUCUCUGGCUUCCCCGGAUGACUUGUUUAAUUUUUUUGCUGAUUUGCGAGGUAUUCUUGGGGGCCCUGACUCCAAUGUUAUGGAUGAUGAUCAAAUUAUGCUCGAUUCUAACAGUAGUAUUGGGAUGUUUAUUCGGCGCUGCUUGCUUGCGUUCAAUCAGAUGUCAUUUGAGUGUGUGUGCCAUCUCUUAACAAGUAUAGGGACAUAUUGCAAGGAAUCCCUCUCAGGAUGUCCACCACAUGGUUUAUCGCAUUUGGAUGAUUCUGCUAAUGAUCCAAAUUCUUCAUGCGGAUCUGAGAAUAUGGACAUGGACAAUUACGUAUAUGAGAAGGUUAGUGAAGAUUUUGAAGAAACUAGAACAGGAAUUGAAAGAUCUCCUUUCUGUGGCCAGGCACCCGGAGUUCUCCCUGAAUUAGUUAAAGAUACUGGGGCCUCUUCGAGUCGAUGGCCACAACAUGCUGAUACAAAUGCAGCAGUUGGUUCUUCCGCGUUGUCUUCAAGUGAUAGGUCCAGAGACGUCGACUCCAUUAGUAGCACUUUCCUGCAUACAAAUUGGCAGGUUCAAGGUUACCUAUCAGAGCAAGCAGAUGCUAUUGAGAAAAACGGAAGCUCUUUUCCUUUAAAUGCUUUUGAGUCUAUACUAAAAAAGCUUCAGCAAUUGGCACCUGAAUUGCAUCGAGUUCACUACCUACGCUAUUUAAAUAACCUUUAUCAUGAUGACUAUCCGGGUGCAUUGGAGAACCUUCACCGCUACUUUGAUUAUAGUGCAGGGACUGAAGGUGUUGAAUGUGUCCCCCCUCCAUCUGGAUGCAGUAGCUUUGGAAGAUAUGAAGUUGCUUUGCUGUGUUUGGGAAUGAUGCAUUUUCACUUAGGGCACCCAAAGCAAGCUUUGGAAGUUCUAAGUGAAGCAGUUCGAGUCUCCCAGCAGUACAGUGAUGACACAUGCCUUUCAUACACGCUGGCGGCGAUAGCUAACCUCUUGUCUGAAAUAGGAAUAUCAGAAACACGUGGAAUUAUGGGAUCGUCGUACUGGCCUGUUGCUGAUAUAGGCACUUCGCUAUCUAUCCAACAACAGUUAUAUGUUCUGUUAAGGAGAUCUCUUAAGAGGGCUGAAAGUCUUAAGUUGAAGCGACUAGUGGCAUCUAUACAUCUUGAAAUUGCUAAAUACGACAUAACACAUGUCCAAAGACCAUUGGUUUCAUUUGGCCCAAAGACUUCCAUGAAGCUUAAAACUUACCCUGCCAAUGUCUAUAAGGAAUUAUGGCUUAGUUCUCAUCUAAUUAAUGAGUUUAGUGAUGAAACUUCAGUCAUGACUGCUGAUGGUGCUUUCUGCACGGCUUGGCUGAAAAGUUUGAGAAAACCAUCAGGCUCAUUAGUUCUUACCCAAGCAAAUGAAACCAGGAGCCACUCAGAUGCAUUUCAGUUCUCAGCACAGCCAAACUCUAUUCCUGCUUCAGUUUUACAGUUAGCAGGGUCUUCAUAUUUGAUUCGUGCUGGUUCAUGGGAGACGUAUGGCAGUGCUCCUCUAGCUCGAAUAAACGCACUGGUAUUUGCUACUUGCUUCUCAGAUUCUUCGAGUGUAUCUGAUGCUGCAUUAGCCUACUCCAAGCUCAUCCAACAUUUGGCUGUGUAUAAAGGCUACAAAGAUGCUUUUGCAGCUCUGAAAAUAGCAGAAGAAAAGUUCACGUGUGUUUCAGAAUCCAGAAUCCUGCUAGUGAAACUACAGUUGUUGCAUGAGUGCGCUGUACACAGGGGACAUUUAAAACUAGCUCAAAACUUCUGUGAUGAGCUUGGGGUUUUGGCCUCUCCUGUUACUGGUGUGGAUAUGGAGCUAAAAGCUGAAGCUAGCCUACGUCAUGCUCGAACUUUACUUGCUGCAAAGCAGUAUAGCCAGGCAGCAGCUGUUGCCAACUCUCUAUUCUCCUUGUGCUACAAGUUUAACAUGCAAGUAAAAAAUGCCACUGUUCUCCUAUUGCUUGCAGAGAUACACAUGAAGUCAGGCAAUGCUGUUUUGGGAAUUCCAUACGCUUUGGCUAGCCUUUCAUUUUGUCAGUCAUUUAACCUUGAUCUUCUUAAAGCCUCUGCAACACUAAUUCUAGCUCAGUUAUGGCUCUCUCUUGGAUCAAAUCAUGCAAAAAAGGCUUUGUCCCUUCUACAUUCUUCUUUCCCGAUGCUUCUUGGUCAUGGUGGCUUGGAGCUUCGUGCUAGAGCAUUUAUAACAGAAGCAAAAUGCUAUUUAGCAGACCCAAGCUUUUCAGUUUCGGAAAACUCAGACAUGGUUUUAGAACCUCUUCGACUAGCUUCAGAAGAACUUCAACUCUUGGAGUAUCACGAGUUGGCCUCGGAAGCUUUCUACUUGAUGGCCAUUGUAUAUGACAUGCUUGGGCAAUUGGACGACAGGGAAGAUGCAGCUUCUUCAUUUAGGAAACAUAUUAUAGCACUUGAGAACCCACAAGACAUGGAUUAUUCUCUCUAG